AUGAGCCAUCUCACACCAAAAAUCGUACUUGUCAGCAAGGAUGGGAAAAUAUUCACUGUUGAGAAAGAGGUUGUCAUGAAGUCUGUUGUCCUUGCAAAUAUUAUCUCUGAAUCUCUUAAUAUCAAUGAAGAUGAUCAAGAUGAUGAUGACCAAAUACCUCAAGAUAUCGAAAUCCCUGUGAGCAAUGUUGACUCUGUUACUUUGAAGCUCGUUUUACAAUGGUUGGAACAUCAUGUAAACACCGAUUUUGAUGGCAAAGAUAAAGAAAUCGGUAUCGAUGAAAAUACUACUGUGCCUGCCUGGGACAAGAACUUCUUGCAAGUGGAUGAUUCCACUUUAUAUGAAAUCAUGCUAGCUGCAAACUAUCUUAAUAUCAAACCCUUAUUGGAUAUUUGUUGCAAAUUAGUUGCUGAAAAAAUCAAACAAAUGAGUUACUCAGAGAUCAGAACUCAGUUCAACAUCACAAAACAAUUCAACAAAGAAGAAGCUGAAGCCAUUAAAAGAGAAAACGAAUGGGCUGUUGAUGUUAUUUAA
Ascoidea rubescens DSM 1968 is the source of this 534-nucleotide messenger RNA. Its product is annotated as Scskp1-Sccdc4-Cpd peptide complex. The transcript is spliced from 2 exons. Bases 1 to 534 code for a protein of 177 amino acids. Gene Ontology annotation, molecular function: cullin family protein binding. The record is from RefSeq and is a predicted model, not a curated record. Gene Ontology annotation, cellular component: nucleus; cytoplasm. Gene Ontology annotation, biological process: SCF-dependent proteasomal ubiquitin-dependent protein catabolic process; mitotic cell cycle. Lineage: Eukaryota; Fungi; Ascomycota; Saccharomycetes; Ascoideales; Ascoideaceae.